AUGGCGGACGAAGCCCUCGAAGCCGUCGGAGCGCCGUCGACCCCAGCGUCGGCCGCCGACAUCAAGAGUUUCAAGGAGCACGUGGCCGUCAGAAAGGUUUACCGCGCGAGAUUCACAAAGAAGAUCAACGAGUUAGGGAAGGCGAUGAGCCAGCUGAAGACGGUGGACGAGAAGAAGGAGAAAGCCGAACGAGAGCGGCAGCACAUUGAGAAAAUCUACGAGCAGAUCAAAGAAGAGGACAAGGCGAUAGCCCCCCUCCUGCUCAUAUGCUCGCCAGAGCAAUUCGACGGCGCAAUGGAGCGCGCGCUCGCCUACGAGGAGGAAUACUACAGGUUGUUCCUGGACAUCAAGGAAGCGAGAGCAAAAGCAGCUGCAGUGCCGGGGACGGCGGCAGCCACGGCAGCUUCAGAUUCGUUAGCCCUGCCAUCAGCAUCGGUGUCCAGCACUGCGUAUUCAAACGCGAUGACGCGCUACUUCAAAGUGCCAAAAUUCUCGGAUAAUUACAAAAAAUUUCGAGAAUGGUGGCAGAUGUUCGACGCACACGUACACAAGAAGAACAUCGAUCCAGUCGAGAAGUACGCCAUCCUGAAGCAAUCCUUGGAAGGCCAGGCGGCUGCCGAGAUUGCGCACCUGGAAUUCACGGCGGAUCAAUAUCAAGUGGCGAUGGAUGCGAUCGCAAAGAAGUUCGGUUCAGCCAGGAUGGCAGAGAGAGAGCAUGUCCAGCAGCUACAGAAACUCUUCCAGUCCAGGGACCUCCACGUGAACGAUAAGUUCGUAAAGUUCGUCAGUUCGUUGUCUCAGAAUGUCAAAGCGCUAAUAUCCUUAGGGAAAACUUACGAGUCGCUCUCGCUGUGGGUAACGCCCAGCGUUCUCAGUACGCUUCCCGUACAAAUGGGAGAAAACUUCAAACGAUUAAAUUUCGAAGCGCUAGAUGGGGCAAACUCAGACAACGUCCUGAAACUUCUCCUAGAAUACCUAGAUAAGGAAGUCACGAUUAAGAGGGACUCGAGACCUUCCGAUCCACAGAGACCAGGCACUUAUCGAAGCGCAAAUCAGAGUAGGGAUUUCAGCAGUAGCAAUUCGAGCAGGCAGCCAGCAGGUGGAUCGGGAGGUUGGUUCAGUAGGAGAAACGAGACCACUCGGAGCAACGUGGCUUUCCUCACGCAGAGCUCGACGGUAGAUCACUCCUGUGUAUUUUGUUCGAGCUCUAAACAUGAGAGCAAAGAUUGCAAGAAGCCCUUAUCCUACGAGGAGAAAAAAGAGCUGUGUGAGAGAAGCAACGCUUGCUUCAAGUGUCUCCGUAGGAAUCAUUACGCGAAGAAAUGCAGAUCUCGAGGCAUCAAGUGCGACAAGUGCAAGCGGAGCCAUUAUCCAGUAAUGUGCGAUGCGCGAGCGGAAGCCACUCAGCAGGUAAAAUCAUUCUCAGCGCAAUUAGCGUCCAGCGCGAGCGCACGCGAGGUGAAAUAUUUCCAGACCGGACUGCUGUGGGCAAACGGCGUAGAUCGUAGGCGUAUCUGUCGUUUCUUCUUAGACACGGGGGCAGAACGCUCAUACAUCUCUCAGCGCGCAGUUGAAUCUCUAGCCCUCAGAGCAUCGGGUCGCGAGAAUUUAGCUAUGAUUACGAUCGGCGGCGCGGUGUCGGAAUACAGGGCUUACGACGUAUAUCAUUUACGCCUUCGGAGUAGGUUCAACGACAGGGAUACAGUCCUUCUGACUCUAGUCGGUAUCCCGGAAAUAGCGAGAGGAGAGUUUCCAGUCCUGAGGGAAUCUUUCGGUCUCAAACCGUUGGCAGACGACGACAGCCCGUCGGGACUCGAGGUUGACAUUCUCAUUGGGCAGGAUUUCCUGGCGAGGAUCCUGCGCGGUGAGGAACGUGUUCUCGAGGACCGCAUCGUAGCGACCAGCACCAUAUUUGGUUGGGUCCUGGCGGGCAAGGGCACCGGCGGCAGGAGCGGAGUAGCAGAUACUUCAGCGUUCCUGACUUCAAACCUAUACCAGCCGGGAACGUUCGUCGGUUCGGAGGUAGUGAAUCUAACAUCGCUCGUGGCGAGGGAGGCUGAUUUGAUACGAACCCAACCGUCCAGCGGUCCAGAGAUGAGAGAAACAGUAGUUAGAAGUCCAGACGAGGAACUGGCAUCGGAUUUACAGAAUCUGUGGUCGACAGAGCUCUUAGGAUUUGAGCCUCAGUCGGACCUCAGGGACGCUGGAGAGAGCUCAGCUUUGAGAGACUUUUUUGAGAACAAUAUCAAGCGCCAGGACGACGGCCAUUACAUAGUCACGCGUAAUAACAGAGAACUUCUGAACUCGCUGGACGAGGAGAUGAAAAAAUACAUAGAGAGAGGUUACGCGGAAAUUGCUGAGCCGAAGAAACCGAAUGAGCUCGUCCACUAUCUCCCGCUCUUGCCAGUUAUCAAACGAAACUCGGAUGCGGAGAUUGUCAAAGUCAGAGUUGUCAAAGAUGCUGGAGCGCGAAGGAGAGACGAAGCGGCUCUCAACGACGUAUUGAUCUGUGGAGACAACUUAUUGCCCGAUGUCGUCCAAGUCCUCUUAAGGUUCAGGCAGGGCGAUAUCGCGAUAGUAUCAGACAUAGAGAAGGCGUUUCUGCAAUAUAAGAUCCACCCAGACCACAGAACCUUUCUGCGGUUCUUUUGGCCUCUGGGCAUCAGCAGAAACCCGCGGGCGCCCAUCCGAGAGUUCUGGAGCACAGUUUUGGACUUUGGAAUAAUUUCAAGUCCGUUCAUCCACUGCGCGGGAAUCAAGUACCACAUAGGUCAACUCAUAGAGCAACACCCCGAAAGAUCCAGUCUUCUGCGAGAUAUCGACCGGAACUUCUAUAUGGAUGACCUUGUGGCAUCAACGAAUUCGGUAUCGGAGGGUCGCGAGAUUUUCGAAUUCAUGUUUGACGCAUUCAGUGCGGGCGGUUUCAAACUCCGUCGGUGGGCGACAAACGAUUCAGUCUUAGCAGCCGAAAUGCGGAAAGCGGACAGAGACUCUGAUAUCCAAACCAUUAGCGACCAGCCUAGCGACUUCAAGUUCCUAGGUGUUAGCUGGAAUCAGCCCUUGGACAAUUUGUAUAUCGGCGUUCAGUCUGCAUUGGAUACUCUCAGCUCUAAUCCGCCGUCGAAGCGCACUCUGCUGAGAGGCACGGCACAGGUUUUCGAUCCACUCGGCUUUAUUUCACCCGUCACGAUUAAGGCAAAGACCUUAUUGCAGUCACUGUGGCGUCAGAAAAUUAACUGGGACGAUUUACUCGUCAGGGAAAAUUUAGAAUCAUUCGAGGACUUCACCAGCACGCUUGGAGAAGCGCGCUCUGUGUUGAUAAACAGAAACCUCCUCGCAUCUCGGCCAGUGACGAAGAGAGAGCUGCACGCGUUCUGCGCGACGCCUCGAUGGAAGCGUUCGGCACUGUUGUUUACAUUCGAGAGCUCUUGA
Galendromus occidentalis (western predatory mite) is the source of this 3432-nucleotide messenger RNA. RefSeq lists its product as uncharacterized. The transcript has 2 exons. Gene Ontology annotation, molecular function: zinc ion binding; nucleic acid binding. The record is from RefSeq and is a predicted model, not a curated record. NCBI's taxonomy places the organism in Eukaryota, Metazoa, Arthropoda, Arachnida, Mesostigmata, Phytoseiidae. The coding region runs from base 1 to 3432 and encodes 1143 amino acids.